Messenger RNA from Phaedon cochleariae (mustard beetle), 1020 nucleotides. The record is from the annotation of a GenBank genome assembly. Lineage: Eukaryota; Metazoa; Arthropoda; Insecta; Coleoptera; Chrysomelidae.
AUGUCUGAACGAAAAGUGUUGAAUAAAUACUAUCCACCUGAUUUCGAUCCAUCAAAAAUCCCUCGUAUGAAAUUGCCUAAAAAUAGACAAUACACAGUACGAUUGAUGGCCCCCUUCAAUAUGAGGUGUGCUACUUGUGGGGAGUACAUUUAUAAAGGGAAAAAAUUCAAUGCAAGAAAGGAAGAUGUAGAAAAUGAGGAUUACUUGGGUAUCAGGAUAUAUAGAUUUUAUAUUAAGUGUACAAGGUGCUUGCAAGAAAUAUCCUUCAAAACUGACCCUAAAAACACAGACUAUGAAAUUGAAGCAGGAGCUACCAGAAACUUCAUGGCCCUGAAGCUAGCUGAAGAGCAGGCACAGAGAGAGGAAGAGGAAGCUAAAGAAGAAGAGGCAAGCAAUCCCAUGAAGUUAUUGGAAAACCGCACCAAGCAGUCCAAGAAUGAGAUUGAGCUGCUGGAAUCUCUGGAGGAAUUGAAGGAUUUGAACAGAAGACAGCAAGUGGUUGAUUAUGAGACCAUGUUGAUGGCUUAUGAUGAUAGUAUUUCUGAGCGUGAGAGGGAGGAAAAGCUACAGCAGCUUGAUGAGGAAUACAUCAAAUCUGUGAAAUUCGAGUCCACAAGGAAACGGAAAUUAGUUGUGGAAGAAGAAAUUAUAGAGGAAGCAACUGACCAUAAAUCAGAUAGUCCCACUGAAGAAAUUACACCUUCGGACGCGUCUGCAAGUAGCAGUCAAACAAACUCAAAAAGUGAUAAGAGUAAUACAGUUUUUGGAAGUGUCAGUUGGACUAAGGACAAAAAUCCGACAAAAAUCGAACCAAAGAGAAAUAAAACGUUAACGGGACUUGUGAAAGUGAAAACAGAUAAGAAGAUGGAACAAAUUGCACAAUCAGGAGAGGGCAAAAGUAAUGAGGCGAAAAGUAAUAAUUCCUUGAAUGAUGAAAUAAAAAAUAUACCUAAGCCAGCUGCCAGCGGUCUUCUAUUGUUAGGGUCUUAUUCAGAUAGCGAUGAAGAUAAUGUUGCUUAG